CUCCUCACUACCCAGCUGGAAGCUGGAGGCUAGGUGGGGCGGGGCGGCGGGCCCCGACCCCGCCGGGGUGGGGCGGAUCCCGUCCCGGCCGGUUGCCCCGGGCUGGGGCCAGAAGUUCAGGCCGACGGGCCCUGUGGCGGUCGUGUUGCACUUGUGUGCCCUGAGGCCCGCGCUGAAAGCAGGCCUAGUGUUCCCGCCUCGCUCCUCAGGGAGGCAGGUCCCGGGGCUCGCGCGUGUCGCCUCCCCUCAGCGCCCACCGCCCGAAGAGUCAGUCGCUGGCCUGGGUCGCCGCCGGGUGGGAUAUAUCUGUAACUUGAAGGGAAGAUAAAGCAAACACCUUUGUAUAGAUGGGAUUUUGCCACUUUCUAUGAACUAAAGCGAUUCAAUGUCUCUUUUGGAUUGUUUCUGUGCUUCACGAACACGAGUUGAAUCACUCAGACCCGAAAAACAGUCAGAAACCAGCAUCCAUCAAUACUUGGUUGAUGAGCCAGCCAUUUCCUGGUCACCUCCGUCUGCUAGAGCCAAUGAAGUGAUAUGUUCCACUAAUGUUUCUCACUAUGAACUGCAAGUGGAAAUAGGAAGAGGGUUUGACAACUUGACCUCUGUUCACCUCGCACGACACACUCCUACAGGAACACUGGUAACUAUAAAAAUUACAAAUCUGGAAAACUGCACUGAAGAACGUCUGAAAGCCUUACAGAGAGCGGUGACUCUAUCGCACUUUUUCCAGCACCCCAAUAUUACAACGUACUGGACAGUUUUCACCGUUGGCAGCUGGCUUUGGGUUAUUUCUCCAUUUAUGGCCUACGGUUCAGCAAGUCAGCUCCUGAGGACCUACUUUCCUGAUGGGAUGAGUGAAACUUUAAUAAGAAACAUCCUCUUUGGAGCAGUACGAGGGUUGAACUAUUUACACCAAAAUGGCUGCAUCCAUAGGAGUUUUAAAGCCAGCCAUAUCCUCAUUUCUGGUGAUGGCCUGGUGACCCUCUCUGGCCUGUCCCAUCUGCAUAGUUUGGUUAAGCACGGACAGAGGCAUAGGGCUGUGUUUGAUUUCCCACAGUUCAGCACGUCAGUGCAGCCGUGGCUGAGUCCAGAACUACUGAGACAGGACUUGCAUGGAUAUAAUGUGAAGUCAGAUAUUUACAGUGUUGGCAUCACAGCCUGUGAAUUAGCCAGUGGGCAGGUACCUUUCCAGGACAUGCAUAGGACUCAGAUGCUGUUACAGAAACUGAAAGGCCCUCCAUACAGCCCACUGGAUGUCAGUGUUUUUUCCCAGUCAGACUCUAGAAUGAGAAACUCCCAGUCAGGAGUAGACUCUGGAAUUGGGGAAAGCGUGCUUGUCUCAACUGGAGCUCACACAGCCAAUAGUGACCGGCUCCACACGCCAGCCACAAAAACAUUCUCUCCUGCCUUUUUUAGCUUGGUGCAGCUGUGCUUGCAGCAAGAUCCUGAGAAAAGGCCAUCAGCAAGCAGUUUGUUGUCCCAUGUAUUCUUCAAGCAGAUGACAGAAGAAAGCCAGGACUCCAUACUCUCACUGCUACCACCUGCUUACAACAGGCCGUCAGCGGCACCGCUGCCAGUGUCUCCCUGGAGUGAGCUGGAAUGCGAGUUUCCUGAUGACAGAGACCUAGACUGGGAAUUUUAGGGUUGCCAAAGCAUGUCCUCUAUACUUGACAGCUUCUCCUUGCUGCUUGUCUUCUGUAUAGUUAGGUACAAAUGCCAGAUCUAUACUUGAAAAUACAGUUGGUGCACUGGAGAAUCCAUCAGUUAAAACCACUCUGCUCGGGGGGCAUAGAUGUAUCCCCUCUGCUUAGCUCAGAGUACCGUCACAACUGCAAUUGUCAGAGUUACAAUCCAGCUACAAUCAGUGUCAUUGCCCCCCCCCCACACACACUGUGACUGGUACUUUUCUGGGUCUCAGUGUAGUUUUUGAGCCACUUAAUUUUCUUCUACUUUGCUGUCCUCUGGGCAAUGAGCCCUCUCUUGGAGGACGGUGCUUCCAAGAACAUCUUCUCUUCCAGAUUCUCUAGCCUUUUUCAUCAGCUACUGUUAGAUGAACAGACUGCUUUAUUCUGGUACAAAGCCCCUUUUUUUUGGAGAAGGAAAAAUGUUUGUACUAUCCAUUUUACAUAUGGAAACAUCAAACUGAGCCUUGCUCACACUAAAUAAUUCACUUGAACUAUAAAGAGAAGAUGCAAUUUGCAUUUUAAAAGGGAGGGGGCUAACGUAACAUUUUUCUGCCUGUGUAAAUUAUAUAUUCUUAAUUCAUGCACCCUGUGGGAGCUCAAUAAAGAUUUAGUAAAUUGAACAUAUCUUUUAUUUAUUUUGUGUGGCUUAACAAAGCUAGAACACAGAUUUCUAAUUUGGCUUGCCAAGAGAAGCUCUUUUUCAAAACUAAUUUAUGUAACCUAGUAAACUGCAAGCAAUUUGAGUAGAUGAUAGAGACAGGCGACAUUCUGGCCCAUUAUAUGAUUGUU
This is a messenger RNA of Acomys russatus (golden spiny mouse), 2474 nucleotides long. It is a transcript of the gene Stradb, whose product is annotated as STE20 related adaptor beta. Gene Ontology annotation, biological process: protein phosphorylation. The transcript is spliced from 12 exons. The coding region runs from base 386 to 1642 and encodes 418 amino acids. Lineage: Eukaryota; Metazoa; Chordata; Mammalia; Rodentia; Muridae. The record is from RefSeq and is a predicted model, not a curated record. Gene Ontology annotation, molecular function: protein serine/threonine kinase activator activity; ATP binding; protein kinase activity.